GCCCCCGCGCGGGUCACGCGGGGCGGUCACGUGGCGCCCAACAUGGCGGCGCCCAUGGCGGCGGCGAGCGGCGGCUCCGUGACGCGGCGGCUGCUCCGGGGCGUCUCCCGCAGCCUCAGCGGCGCCGGGGCCGCGGCCGAGGAGCCCGAGGCCGCCGUGGUUAACGUCGUCUUCGUGGACCGGGACGGGCGGCAGGUGCCGGUGCGCGGCAGAGUCGGUGACAACGUGCUGCACCUGGCGCAGCGGCACGGGCUGGAGCUGGAGGGUCGGGACCGGGGCUGGGACCGGGACCGGGAGCGGGACCGGGAACGGGACCGAGGCUGGGACCGGGAACGGGGCUGGGACCGGGACCGGGAACGGGAACGGGGCUGGGACCGGGAGCGGGACCGAGGCCACCCUCACUUUUAG
Molecule: messenger RNA, 408 nt
Organism: Pyrgilauda ruficollis (rufous-necked snowfinch)
Lineage: Eukaryota; Metazoa; Chordata; Aves; Passeriformes; Passeridae
Product: ferredoxin-2, mitochondrial-like
Exons: 3
Coding region: 43-408 (121 amino acids)
Source: RefSeq, a predicted model, not a curated record